AUGCAUAUCCAACCAACAGUGAACCUCGACAGAGCACAUCUCCAAAACUUAGAUUCACAAGAAACCCUCAACCCUUCUAGGAUUCGUCGACGAGCUUCACAAGGGUCUCUUCGAGCAAGACCCUCACCAGUAUCUCGCUUUCUCUCUAAGAGUAGCGUUGCCGUGAACUUCCCAUCCUGGGAUCAACGUGCCGGUUCACCUCGUUCGCCUGGUUCGCCUUACCGUCUGGAUUCUCGUACCCGGUCGGUCGACUCUCGUCUUCGUCUUUCAACCACUGUGUCUCGCGGGCCGAGGCCUUUGGCUGCUUCAACGGCCUGGGACUCACAUUAUCAAUCCGAAUACCCCGCUACAUUACCCCCCACGCCGCCAGACGAGGAUAUCCACGUUGCGUGGAACCCAAAGUCCGAGAUGAUGUUGUUUGAUACACACUCCCACCCGGGAUCCAUGGCCAUGAUGGAUAACCCGAGUGCGGACAAUUCCUCUGCAACCGGUGCUUCCGAUACACUCAGCAGCCCAUCUGAUGGGCUUUCUCAUAGGUCCUCCAGCUCUGGAGGCAGCCCUGGGCCCCACGAUGAGAUGGAUUGCCAGCAGGACAUUGGCUCAUGGCUGGAUCAUGGCAUCAACUUGACUGCAUCAUCACUUGCCCUCUGCAAGACACAAAGCGAGGCUGUCAAAAUCGUUUCUCAAACUCUUCCAUAUCCCAGAACAUCCGAUCAGGCGGUAUCAGUACCGAAAACUGACAGUGUUUUUUCCUCCAUGGUUCAGGCCGUCCACAAUCACUUGCAACCUGGCCAAUCACCCUAUAUAAAUGUCACCCACGCAGUGCCGGAACAAUUUAGCCUUUCCAAUCUCCCCCACUCUCCUCCCAGCACUCCUCGUUCUCCCGCCACUAGCGAGGAUUACUUCAACGCCACAGUUUUCUCCAGUGCAGCAGUUGUGGGUGCUUACCAUGAUUACCGUGGGCCCCUCCAACGGCAAAUGUCCCACGCCCCGAUGCCCAUCGUCCCCCCUCGCAGCGUUCACAUCUCGGUCCUCGAGCGAUAUCUUCCCCCAACCUCCGCCCAGGAAUACCGUGAUUUGUUUUGUCGCACCCGUCCAUCUUUCCUCGUUGACCGUCUGAGUGAGCUAUCACCGAAUGGCGGCUCCCUCCUCUUCGUGUACCCGACCAAGAAAGGUGCAUCGACCUUCAAGUCCCAGUAUCUGGGCCCCAUCCUCGACCCCCUCCUCCGUCAGCUCGUUGUAGUGAAUGAGUUGUCCGCAGACGUAGGUCGCUACCUCGGCAAGCUCUCGUCUGUCUCUCAAAUGGAUGAUUUUGCCACCAUGAAGGCGAACAUCGUGGCACUCUGCGAAUCAAUGAGCGAUAACGAUUCCUCCUCCCGAUUCCAAGUGGCCGAUGCAGGCCGUGGAGUGACCCACCUUGACCGCAGCCUCUGGGCCGAAUGGUUCAUCCACCAGGAGAAGCCCCGCAUGAAGGAAGUCCUCAGUCUGUACUGGCAAAACGGCCGGCGCUCAUCCAAGAGCGCAAGCUCCGGAUGCUCCGGCAUGAUGGGCAACAAGGAAGUCACAUCUUCCGGGCUUCUCAGUGAGAUCUGCGAUGGCAUCCGCAAGCGACGCUAUGGCGAGGACAAUGAGCCUCGUGAUGGUAUCGAGCUUGGUGUCUUUGUGAUUCGUCGAACGAAUUAG
This is a messenger RNA of Penicillium griseofulvum, 1683 nucleotides long. RefSeq lists its product as uncharacterized. The record is from RefSeq and is a predicted model, not a curated record. The transcript has 2 exons. Bases 1 to 1683 code for a protein of 560 amino acids. NCBI's taxonomy places the organism in Eukaryota, Fungi, Ascomycota, Eurotiomycetes, Eurotiales, Aspergillaceae.